UACAUACAUACGGCACACACACACACAUGCAGAGUACCAGCCUGGCCACCAGGGGGCAGCAAACAGCAGCAGUUUGGAGUUACGAACUGUUGAUGUAAGAUGCAUGGACUCUCAACAACCAGUAUUAUCCUCCCCUGUUUCUUCUUCUCCUAUUUCGUAACUCUUCACAAUGACAUGAACCGCACUAACACCUAGGCCUGGUGAAUCACCCACUUCCUACCACCCCUUUUGUCUACACUUGAGCCCGACUACCUCAUUCCUCGGACCGUUAGGCUAGCUGUGCCCCGCACAAGCCUUCAAGGUAGAGAGCCCUCCGGUAGCAGUUGCACAUUGUACAAGUAGGCUGAUUGUUGAGGGCCUUGCAGCUUCCUGAUGAAUACUCAACACACAUACUGUACACUAAGUUUGACAUUGUCUGAGUUGCCCCGAUGGUCUGGUGUUUCUGCAUCAUCUAGCUUACACAGAAAAGGGAUAACAAUAUGUUAUAUCUCUUCAGCUUAGUUUAAAUUCUGGAUCUCGGUACAGUACUUUUAUAUUCUCAUUAAUAGGUGUUAUUACCAAGUGACGAGUUGACUUGAGGUAAACAAAAGCACAUGAUGUAAAUACGGUGUGUUGCUGUAACGACUGGACAAGCUGCAGAUGUUUGCGGCCAGCAGUAGGCAGUUGUGUGGUGGUGGAUCAUAUCAGUUUCUAUUCCUUUGCCUUAAAGUGUUAAAAGUGGCUGGAACGGCUCAUUUCACAUUUGUAUGAAUUUUUAUAUUUUGCACUACAAUCCAUCUCACCUAGUGAAGCUGACAUGCAGAAAAUAGAAAGUACAAGACUUGUCAUUUAGUAAAGAUCAAUGUUGCCUCGCUAGUGGCCGUUCUGUUCUCCCUGUUGAAGUGGGACGGAGAUGCAAGGAGAGAUGGGUAAUGUAGUCUUUGAGGGAUCUGUGUUUUUACAGGGGUAUUCUCCAUGUGUGUUACUGGCUUUUUAGAGGAAGUAGAGACAGCAAGUACUCAGUGGACACACGCAUGGUUUUAGCCUUUGUUUGGGGGUUGUUACUAAUAUUGCAAAGUGUUUAGUUUUCCCUCUGAUUUCGGAUGCAGAAGAAUGUUUCAGGCUCCCAUUUGAGGGGAAAAGGGCAGAAAGGUUUGCUUAGUAUUUGAAGGACUCAGGAAACUUUGAUCGGCUCAUAUCUGCUCGUUGUGACAGGCGUUUAUUGCAGACUUGAUUUGAGUUUCACAACAAAUUGAUGAAGAAAUGUCUUCAUAUAAAGUCCUGCUUGAUGGGGUGUUUGUGUUGAUAAGAAGAGGUCAGCAUUAUUUGAUUUAAAUUUAAAUUUGGCAGUUUGUUACAGACCAGUGUUUCCCAGUACUUGUACAUUUUCAAAAAACUAGGCCAUGCAUGUUAAGCCCUCUUGUGUUCAUAGAUCAUAAUUUCUUUGUUUUGUUAAAUUAAUGCAAUAUUGCAGCACUGUACGUUCUUCUGUUUAGCUUUUACAUGUUGAAGUAAAAGUCUGAGGUUGAGGAAGCACGAGUCAAUUUAAAGGACCUCAUUUAAAAUGACCUAAACUGACUUGCCGUUGGUUAAUUAGAUUUUAUGAAAGUAAGUUUUAUGUUAAAGUCAAUGUUCUGUGGAUUUAAGCUGGCACAUUAUGUAAUAUUGAAUAGUUCCAAACCAAAACAAAAACAUUGUGAGACCUUUUGCAAACAAAGCAGUCAAUGACAUCCAAGCACAACUUGCAAUACGAUUACCAACAAACAAACACAUUUUCUGCAACAAUUUUAUCCUGUUUUGAAAUUUCUAACUUCUUUUGACAUUGUUUUGUGGAGUGAAACCUUCAUUUGUCGCACUAACCCUUUGGUCUUUGUUUUAAUAGCCAAGCCUUCUACUACUCAGUGUUUUCGAUAUACAUUUCAAGAAACGCUUUUAUUUGAAAUGUGUCUACUUUCAGAUGGAAGACUGUGCUUUGUAAUAAACCUGUUUUAAGUCUUUGAAAAAAGUUUUGGCAUGUUUAAAGCAGAUUUGUGGUAUUUAUAACUUGUGGCAUUCUUGAACUAAUGAAAUGCAAUUAAAGAUAUCUAUAUUUAUUACCAGAUUAUGGUCUUGAUUUUAUUCUGUUUCCUAAAGUGGGAUGUGUGCCGUAUACCAGGCGUCCUUGAGUGGAUUCCAGGAACACAGAAAUGAUAAUUUUCUCAGUUUUAAUGUUCUCUCACUUCAGAGGUUGAAGUCACUGAAAGAUGCUGCAGACAUGAUGUUUUCACUUCUUAUAUGAUAUUUUAGAUUGGUGUCUCAGGGAUAAAACCAUUCAUUCAAGGAUCUGAUUUGGAAGUAUUGAGUGUGAGGUACUGCCCCUCCCGAAUCAAUCUUUGCUCCUCAUGUGAAGGUGUUCAAUAGCCAAUAGAGUGCGUGUCAUUAGGGCAUGCGCACCAAAGCGUGUCAGACCAGGUCCCGCCUGGUCCCAGAGAAAACAAGGGGUGUGCUCGCUUGGGUGCAUGUGAAGCAGCAGCGCAUGCGCAGCGCAGAAAAUCACGGGCGUCGAGCUUCACACCGCAGCGAUUGCAGAUCCUACAUGUCAGAUAGGAAGGAGUGGGAAGGGGUACGAGGACCAGGGCCCCCCCAUCACUCACAGCCCGGCUACAACAGAGGGAUGGAGACCCGAAGAAGGAGAAGAAGAGGGCUGAUGUGACUCCGACUGACUCUUUUUUUGUAUUAUUUCUAACUUGAGCCUGUCUGCAGAUGCAACCUGUCUGUCAUCCCGUCCGUCCCAGUAAUCCCAUCUUGUGUUGCAGCGUUUCCUCCACGGGGGCUAAAGCAGAGGGGACACAAUGACAACCUGGUGAAUGCAGACCAGAUGGAGUAAAACACGUCAAGCGCGGCGCAGGAUGCGCAUCCCCGGCCCGUCCAGGAAGAAGGUAGAGCAACCUGGCUGUUUUUCUGGUGUCGUGUGUCAGAGAUUUUCCGCGGUGCUGUGGAUUGAUCGUUUCCUUCGUCGCCCUCCUGCUGCCGGUGUCGGUGUAUAAUGGAGAGCUCCAAUGGCUCUGGCAGCGACACCAAACCGCAGAACCACCAGUUGGAGAAGAAGAGACUGAACCGAGCGCCUUCCCCGGCCAGACCUUUCCUCAAGGAUGUUCACUCUCGCUCCAGCAAACCACCUGCCAUCGUACCAAAAUCCCCCAAACUCAACAAGCCUUCCUCGGUGCCAUUGGUCCAUCCGAACCGCAGCUCCAGACGCCACACAGCCGGUGCUAAAGAGAAGCCCGUCACGACGAAAAGUAACGCCAAGUCUUCUGUCGUGAAAAAGCCCACAAAGGUGCCUCAGCAUGCGGCGGUCGAGCCCAGAGUCGCCAGCAUCACACCGGACAGCACCAGCAGUCCCAUCCUCGCCAAAGGCAAGAAGGGGAAACUAGCCUCGGGGUCUCUGGGCCCUCCCGGCCAUGGAUCCCCGAUCCGGGUACCGACCGGAGCGCUUCACGGCCGGGUCAGCCAGACCGACAGCAGUUCGGACCUGUCGGACUGCCCGUCUGAGCCGCUGUCGGACGAGCAGAAGCUGGCACCGGCUGCUAGUAGCGACGCUGAGUCCGGCACCGGCUCCAGUGACCGGGAUCAGGUGGGAGGCGAUAAUCCGCUGCGGGCAGAAGCGACUGGAGCGGCCGCAGCCGGUGCUCCAUUGCGCACAAUCGAAAGCAUGUCUCAGGCUCAGCCCGCUCCGGGGGCGCACGGAGAGAAACCCAAGCAGGAGAAAUCCUCACCAGGCGCACAAUUCAGACUGCCAGGCAGCAAGGAUAUGAGUGAGGAGGACCUGCUGCGGGAGGUGGACGAUUUGAGAUCUGAAAACGACUACCUCAAGGAUGAAGUGGACGAGCUGCGGGCGGAGAUGGAGGAGGUGCGAGACAGCUACCUGGAGGAGGAGGUCUACCAACUGCAGGAGCUGCGGCGAGAUCUGGACCGCUCCAACAAGAACUGCCGCAUCCUGCAAUACCGCCUGCGAAAAGCCGAGCAGAAGAGCCUGCGGGUCGCACAGACCGGCCACGUGGACGGAGACCUGCUCCGUAGUCUGGAGCAGGACUUAAAGGUGGCCAAAGAUGUGUCGGUGCGUUUGCACAACGAGUUGGAGAGCGUGGAGGACAAGCGCAGCAGAGCUGACGAUGAGAACGAGCUGCUCAGACAGAAGAUCAUCGAGGUGGAGAUCUCCAAACAGGCGCUGCACAACGAGCUGGAGAGGACCAAAGAGACUGCACUGAGGAGACGAGGAAGCAGGGAAACAUUUAAAGACAAGAAAUCCACGAGUCAGGAGGACAGUGCAGACCUCAGGUGCCAGCUCCAGUUUUCCAAAGAGGAGUCCGGCCUAAUGAGAAAAAAGAUGGCGAAGCUGGGUCGGGAGAAAGACGAACUGGAGCAGGAGCUGCAGAAGUACAAGUCAGUUUACGGGGACGUGGACAGUCCCCUUGCUCUGGCCGAGUGCUCGGGUGGGGGUCCUCACACCACUCGGGAGGCUGAGCUGAGAUUACGACUCAAGCUGGUGGAGGAGGAGGCUAACAUCCUGGGCAGGAAGAUUGUGGAGCUGGAAGUGGAGAACCGCAGCCUGCGGGCGGAAAACGAAGACGUUCGCUGUCAGUAUGAAAGAGACUGCUUUGGGCGGGAACCAUUCUCCAGCAUGCCCUCGUCGCCUUACGGCGGUGACGCGCUGGAUUCGGCAAGUGAGCUACGUCGCCAUCUGCAAUUUGUGGAGGAGGAGGCUGAGCUGCUGCGCCGCUCCAUCUCAGAGAUUGAGGACCACAACCGGCAGCUGACAUCUGAACUCAAUCGCUUCAAGUUCGGCCCCAGCAGCAGCUCUGUUGGCGAGGAGGGCAGUGAGGGAGGCCUGUUUAAACCUGGUAAUGGGGGGAACGGCAACAGCUCCAGCGGUGGGUUGAUGAUGGAGGAGCUUAAAUCAGCUAGGAUGCAGAUCAAUGAGCUGAGUGGAAAGGUGAUGAAGCUGCAGUACGAGAACCGAGUCCUCGUGUCCAAUGUCCAGCGCUGUGACCUGGCUGCACACCUGGGCCUGCGCACCGGCAGCCCUCGAGACAGCGACGCAGAGAGUGAUGCAGGCCGGCGAGAAGCAGCUGAGGAAGAGGAGGCAGGGCGUCUUCUUCUCCUCCACCCCAAGAGAGAAGGGCCCAUCGGGGGCGAGAGUGACUCCGAAGACCUGUUUGAGAAAACCGCAACCACCUCAGGGUUCGGAAGCAUCAAACCGUCAGAUGGCAGUGAGCUCAGCGCCACUGAACUGGCCAACCGCAGGAGAGAAGAACGUGAGUCAUUCUCCAACGUGAAACGCGAGGCGGAUAGGCUCGGGAAGACGGUGGACCGUCUGAUCACGGACACAGACAGUCUGAUCUUUGAGGGCAGGCUGCUGGUGACGACGGGAGAGAUCCUGGAAGGAGGGGAGUCGUCUGGAUCCAAACCAGACACCCAAGUCCUGGACACCAUCAACACUCGCAUGAAGGCUUUCCGCACUGAGCUGCACAUCUUCAUGGAGAAGCUGGACCAUGUGGGGGAGGGGCUGAGAGAAAGGACAGACGAUCUGUCACCCAUGCCAAACCUCACAGAGUCCAGCAGCUUCCUGUCCACAGUCACCUCCAUGUCCCGUGACUCUCCCAUUGGCACCUUUGGAAGAGACCUGGUUACAGACUUCCAGCUCCGGGACACGCCUGCUGCUGACAUCCAAUUUCGUCUGGAUCACGAGCGAAGUCUGAGAGCAGCGACGGAGGAGCAAGAGGCUGUCGUUCCUCUUCCUCAGCAGGAAGACGAGCGACUGCGUCUGGAGGCCCAGCGUGCAGGUCUGGAGUUGCAGGGACUUCAGACCCAUGAGGUGCCCUGGCCUCAGGAGAGAGCCCUGCUGCAACAGGAGGUUCGCCUCUUCAGACGCAACAACAUCAUCUUCUACAUGAAGCUCAGGUGGAUCCUCAUGCACUGGAGGCUCGGCCGCAAGGACGACUCCGAAGAGGAGACGGCGAACCCGGAGUUUGAGAAGUUGGAGGGCAUCCCAGAGCUGGGAGUGAUAACGGAGCAGGCGGAGGGUGAGUCGGAUCGAGACGACAGACCGUGUUUACCACAGUCUCCAGGGAACGUCCCCAACCCCGGGCCCAUCAUCCCUCUGCCGUCGCCUGAUCGACACCUGCAGCAUCAAAGACAGUUUGGGGAGAACCGGCAAGUGCUGCAGGCCCUGCGGACGCUGCUGGAGGAGUUUCAAAUGGAGCUGCAGGAGGAGGAGUCACGGCGAUGCCAACUGCAGCAGUCCUACGCCAAUGACAAAGCCGCCUGGGAGGUCAAGUGGGCAGAGAUGAAGUGCCAGUUAGCCCAGCUGGAGGAGGAGGCACAGGGCAAGGUGCGAGGCGAAGCUCAGGGAGGUGAAGGGGAACCGGCCGAAGAACCCAAGUGGCCCUUGAAGCUGGAGCGCGAGGAGCACCGGCGUCUGCUGGCCGACAGCCACAGCACCUCCCUGGACCUCCGCUGGAAGCUGCAGCACGGAGAGAAGAUGUGGAGCCGCGAGAGGGGAGAACUGCUGGAGCGCUUCGACCGGGAAAGGCAGGAGUGGGACGGCGGCAUGAGGGAGCUCCAACGCAAGAUGGAGAGGAUGCAGAGAGAGCUGAACACCCGGUGGGGUGAGGGCAUCGACGUCAUAGAAGGUGGCUCGGACCAUAGAGGUGUGUUCUUUCCUCAGGACAGUCCCUGCAACGCCCCCCGGUCGCCGCGCUCCCCACGCUCCCCCUGUACGUCCACACCCGUCCCUGCUGCUCCUCCCAUGCGCUCCCACUCUGACUCUGAAGUCAUGCUGGAGGAGCAAGGGGCUGCGAUGAGGCUGAAAGGCCCCACGGAGAACCUGUUCCUGGACGCGCUGUCUCUGGACCCCCUCAGCGGCCUGGAGGUCCCUUCACCCUCAAGACUGGAUAGUGAGAAGAGGUUCCCCUGCAUGAAGGAGGCCCUGAAUGAGAUUUCGGAGAGAGAAGUAGAUCUUGCGAGCCCAGAUGACGAGAUGGGCGGUGGGAGUCUGCUCAGAGCCAAGUCUGUGUGCUCCAUGAGCGACUUCCAGCGGUUAAUGGACAGCUCGCCGUUCCUCCCCGACAAGACUCGCCACGGUGAUCUGGACCAAGACGACGUCACCCCGCCUCUGUCCCCGGACGACCUCAAGUACAUUGAGGAGUUCAACAAUAAGGGCUGGGACUUUCCAGCAUCCACCUCUGGCCGGGAUCCUGCCCUGGAAGUGUGGACAGACAAACCCCCCGAGGCCCGGGGAGGGGAGCUCCUUCUUGAACCAUUCCAGCCUGCCUCCUGGUUCCUCACCACCAGCGCCACCCUGACCACCAGCACCCUGAGCAGCCCCGAGCACUGCCACAAGUCCCCGCUGAGGGGCAACGGAGCGGGGGCAGCAGGGGUGGGAGUGGACCACUAUGGGGUCCACAUGCUCCACAGCCCCACCAGACCUGGGGCAACUGAGCGCCCUACUGCGCAAGACCCAGACUUCCUGUACGCCAAAGGGACCAAAGCCAGGGGCGGAGGAGAGGCUGGGGUGAGAGCCAGCGGGUCAGAUGAGGUGUUCAGCAGUGGGAGGUGGGCAUGUGGGCUCCUGGACGGUGGGGCGUUGAGGACUUCUCCUAGCCAGUCUCCUAUCUGCCCCACUGUGGGCUUCACCUCCUCUCUGGAGCUUCAGCUCUCCAGGAACAUGAGUGACGACAUGAAGGAGGUGGCCAUCUCUGUGAGGAACGCCAUCCGUUCACCGCCAGGGCCCGUCGUUAGGGACACCGCCUGCCAGACCAACGGAUUGACCACGCGAGGCACUCAGACCACUCAGACCAUCAGUGUGGGUCUACAAACGGACCUGUUGAGGAACCUGACCAGCAGCCCCCACCGCUGCCUCACCCCGAAAGGUGGCGGGACGCCUAUUUCUUCCCCGUCGCGCAGCCUGAGAAAGGUUCAGUACUCUCCUGUCGUACAGAGUAAGUUUGAGCGACCCUGUUGCUCGCCAAAGUACGGCUCGCCCAAGCUUCAGCGCAAACUGUCCACGUCCAACAAGGUUGAGGUACCCAACACCAACCGCGCUCCCACCCCCACCACACCGCAGAAGGCCAACAACGAGUCGGCGUGGGCCCGCUCCACCACCACUCGCGACAGCCCCGUCCAUACCACCAUCAACGACGGCCUCUCCAGCCUCUUCAACAUCAUCGACCACAACCCCGUGGCCUACGACUCCAUGCAGAAGUUCAACAAGUCCCCCAGUCGCUCUCACCCCACCCCUCCCUCCACCACCGAUCCCAGCCCUGCCCACGGGGCUCUCGCCACGGACCCCAGGAACGAGUGCUUGCGGAUCGUUCGCGGGCGCUCGCCAAGCCCCGUGCAGCUUAUAGUGGAGACGCAGGGGGACAAAAACCCAGAGGUGGUGAGCAUAAGGCAGGACCUGUCGGCCCCGCCGGGCUACACGUUGGCUGAAAACACAGCCCGCAUCCUUAACAAGAAGUUGCAGGAGCAGAGCUUUAGAGAGGAGCGGCGGCUGCAGGCUGGAGGACAAAGCAGCCACAGCAGAGACAGCAGCAGGCAGGCCGACUCAGACAGAGGACAGUCUGGAAGUAUGGAGAACCACACUGUCAUACUAACAACUCCUUGGGGACUCUAACUCUGCUUGUCUCCGUGAUGUAAGUUCCUCUUCCUCCUCCUCUUCCUCUAUGCGGUGGGUUCACCAGCCACACGGACCUCUCACCUCCCGUCCUGCAGACCCCUCCUCCUCCUCCGCCUCCUCACCCUCACCCUCUUCAUCAAUGCAUGCUUCACAGGACGGCAGAGUGACAGUGUGUGAAGCCAUCGGAGUGGUGUCAAAAGUUGUGCGACGGCCAUACAUCUGUAUCUUUGUGUUAAUGCACGCAUGAUCAGUUUCUUUGUUAUAGAUCAUCUGUUUUUUAAAGGACCAUAAUGGUGUUUUUUUGCAUGUUUAAUGCCAUCAACCACAUAAAUCACAUCUACUGUUUUCUAGUGUCAUACCAUACAUGUUGAGAUUAUUCGAUUUAAAAACAUUUUCAGCCAAAACGGUAUGAAAAUUGUAUGCAAAUAACCACUUGAUGACCAUAACAAAGUAAAAAGAUCAAAUUUAGAAUUUUUGACGGUUUCUGACUUUAGGACGAUUUAAAUUAUUUAUUAGGGUGGUGGGGAAAAAAAGUCGGGAGCUUUGCUGUCAAUGAUAAUUCUUUGAAAGAAAAUUGAAAAUCUGCAAUAAUCUGAAUCGGCAGGUCAGACUUUUAAAAAGUAAUCGGUGCAACAAUUCCUGCUCUCUGCACAGCGUUAGUGUGGGAUGACAAGUCAUCCCCAUGUUCCCAGGGUCCUCAUUGUAAGAGAUUAAGGACACUGGGAACAUAAAACCCUUUGAAAUUCAAGCCCUUAAUAAGUCAAGAGGAUACUGAGCAGAGGAACAUAGAUGCACUCCUCUGACGACACAUUUCAUUCACAAAAAACUGAAACAUUACCUGUAAUGAAGUACGCAUCUCAAGUAGUUUUUCACGGUUCAACAAGUUGAUUGUCAUACCACCCAGAGAAGAAACGAAAAACAAAGUUUGGCGGUAAUAAUUAUAUGUGAUUUGACAUUAACGGGAAGGAUCCUGCAAAACUGCCGUUAUGGUCCUUUAAAGCAAACUCAGUCCACGUGAUCCAAAGAGUCGUCAGAUUGUGUCUUGACUGCUGAAAACCUGACACAAAACAAAUUGACUCUUUUGGACGUUUCACGCAUUCCUCGGUGCAGGUUGUUUUGGGGGCCCUGCAUAUAAUAAUAGUGAUAACCUGGAUUAUUCUAACAUUGUGUUUCUACCAGGUGCUCCUCUUUUUUGUCACCACGUUGUGCGACUUGAUGGACUGUGACGUUUUCUUGGGAUGUUUUACUAUUUUCACCCUUUUGUCCAUACAGUGCUUUCUUUCCUCUUCCCUCUUACAGUUCCCCCUAUAGCCAUUUCCUCUCGCACUAACGAGUCCUCGAAAGAUUAACCGAGGACGACUGCUUCUAACACUCAUCACUUUCUACAUUCUAUCACCUGUUGGGGUUGUGUUUGACACCUGGUGGAUAUUAACUGCUUUCUCUGGUUCAUUGUGCAUGCUUAAAGGGAAGAUCCACCAUCAGAUGCUCCUACACUGUUAUAUAACAUGUUAUCAGCCUGUCGGCGUAUUUUUACGCCUGCUUGUAGUUCAGUUAGUCAUUUCCUACAUUAUGCAAAAAUACUUUUGAAAAACAAAUGCAAAAAGUUCCGUUCUCUCCUUGAUGAUGAGUCCAAGUGCAAGAGUUCAGAGUCGGCUGCUAAAAACAUUUGUUAAAGCUUUCAGGAAGUCAAACUUGAAAGACAAACAAUAUGAAAACAUGGAUAUUGUAAGACGGUUAAUGUGUAUUUGGUAAUGUUUUAUGUUCAAAAUGCUGCAGACUCUUUCUGAACAAAAAGCCAGGGAAGCCUUGUGAUGUACUUGUGAUGCACGCUAUAUUGUUCACACACUGGCCUGCGAAACUUGUGUACGCCUGGAGAGAGAGAAAGUUUAUCCCUUAGCCUGCAAAUAGUCAAAUAAUCCUUUGUCGGCAGAGUUGAAUAUCGUAACUAAACUACUUAACUAAACAUGGUGACACUAAACAUGGUGAAUUAAUAAAACAUCUUGAUGAGAUCACACUGCUCUUUGUUUCUAAAACCUGACAUUUAACAGUGAUUUUCAUUCAUUUUUAUUUCUUGUAUUUGUCAGACAAUAGGCCUCAUUCACAAACAGCUUGCACAAUUUGUGAUCUGUGAUUAAACCGUUUUUCUUACUUGUUCGUACUCUGUGAACAAAUUAGAAGUGUCUCAGACGAUGCGUACGCACAAAUGAUGGUGUGGCUGUCUUAGAGAAUG
Molecule: messenger RNA, 10865 nt
Organism: Anarrhichthys ocellatus (wolf-eel)
Lineage: Eukaryota; Metazoa; Chordata; Actinopteri; Perciformes; Anarhichadidae
Gene: mtcl1
Product: microtubule crosslinking factor 1
Exons: 14
Coding region: 3005-8632 (1875 amino acids)
Biological process (GO): regulation of autophagy
Source: RefSeq, a predicted model, not a curated record